This is a messenger RNA of Salvia splendens (bonfire salvia), 751 nucleotides long. RefSeq names its product glutaredoxin-C3-like. The transcript is spliced from 2 exons. Lineage: Eukaryota; Viridiplantae; Streptophyta; Magnoliopsida; Lamiales; Lamiaceae. Bases 62 to 751 code for a protein of 229 amino acids. Gene Ontology annotation, biological process: response to auxin. The record is from RefSeq and is a predicted model, not a curated record.
CUCUAUAAAUAGAAUUCGUUUGGACCACUCUAAAAGCAUAUACACAUCAUCAAAAAUCAAAAUGCAGUACCAAUCAGAUUCGAGCAACUCCUCCUCCUCCUCCGCCGCCGCCGCCGCCGACGCUCUGGAGAGGGUGGUGUGGCUGGCGUCGGGCAGCGCGGUGGUGAUAUUCAGCAUGAGCACGUGCUGCAUGUGCCACGCCGUCAAGCGCCUCUUCUGCGGGAUGGGCGUCAGCCCCACCGUCUACGAGCUCGACCACGAUCCCAUGGGCCGGGACAUCGAGGCCGCGCUCUCGCACCUGCUCGGCGGAGCAGCCGCCAUGCCGGUGGUUUUCGUCGGCGGAAAACUCGUCGGGCCGAUGGAUAGAGUCAUGGCGGCGCACAUUGGCGGCGCUUUGGUGCCGCUGCUGAAGGAAGCCGGGCGCGCUCUGGCUUUGAAGUCAGCGCGCUGGCUUCCUCUCUUUUUUUGUGGUGAAAAAAAGGAAUUAAAUUUCUUGUGUUGGGGAAUUGAUUUUACUAGGAGGAGUAGCUUCUCCAACCUAUGGAAGAGGUGCAAAUCUAUUAAAAAGGGUGGUUCCUUGAUGAAGAGCAAAUCUUUUCCUCUCAAUCUUGAGGAGAACAAGGUGGCGCCGCCAGGGUAUCUUCCAAUCUACGUCAGCCGGGACAAAAAGAGGUCCAUGAUCAAAACCGAGCAUUUAAACAAUCGCCUCUUCAAGAGUCUACUUGAAAAAGCUGAAUAUGAAUCUGAAUAA